AUGAACUUGUCAUCAUACAUUUCCAUUCGCAUUAGCCUCGCUAAAGAGCUCCUCAAUUACUGCUUCCUUCUCUCUAAACUUCUUAACAUGCCUGAGUUUCAGAGCAUGCACAAAUAUUUCACCAUUUUUCUCGCAAUAGUUGCCUGCCAUGGUUCUCUUUUCGUUCAUGGAAGGCACAUAAAACCACUGAACCAACAUUCUUCACUAAACGCAAACCCUACCCUGGCUCCACUCAGAGCCACCAUUAAUAAUGUUGUUCAUACUCCUUCAGAAGAUCAACUUAAAGCAACUGAGGCACCAAUUGUGCAGAAAUACGAAUUUGCUGAUGCUGAUUCUGGAGGUUCAGGUGUGGGCUAUGCAGAUUCCUUUCAACCCACUACACCAGGACACAGUCCUGGUGUUGGUCACAAUAAAAUUGACGCAGAAGAUGAUAAAGAUGUGAAAGUGAAUGGGGUAUUACUUCAUAGUCCACAUGUUAAUGUUCCUAUGGCCGAAGAAAAAGACUUCAGACCCACAAACCCAGGUCAUAGCCCUGGUGUUGGCCAUCGUUAA
Sphenostylis stenocarpa is the source of this 552-nucleotide messenger RNA. The record is from the annotation of a GenBank genome assembly. NCBI's taxonomy places the organism in Eukaryota, Viridiplantae, Streptophyta, Magnoliopsida, Fabales, Fabaceae.